AUCCUCUUUAUGGGAAAGUGAAAUUGUACAUCUCUCUCCAAGAUGAGCUUGCUUUCUUCUUCCCAACGGCGUAAAGGCCAUUGUAAUAUGCGAGGACAAUGUGGAAAGACUUCACUCUUUUCGCCUGAUUUACCAUGUGCAUUGGAAGAAUCAAAAGCAGAAGAACCAAGUGAAACUUUACGCAAAUCCGCUGUGGAUGUUUGUGGACAAGAUUAUGCUGAAGGAUCUUUGUGUUGUACACAAGAUCAAGUCGAUAGUUUACGUCAAAAUUUGGAACAAGCAGAACCUUUGAUUUCCGCUUGUCCGGCUUGUAGGAAUAACUUUAGAGGUUUGUUCUGUGCAAUGACGUGUAAUGGAGAUCAAUCUCAAUUCUUGGACGUCGUCAAAUCUCAAAAGACGAGCGGUGGCGUCGAUGGUGAUAUUGCAGUAAAAGAGGUGAACUUUUGGGUGGGAGACGAAUGGAGAGAAUCUUUUUACAACAGUUGCAAGGAUGUCAAAUUUGGACCAGGAAACAGUUUUGCAAUUGAACUUUUGGGAGGCGGGGCAAAGAAUGCCGAUCAAUUACUCAAGUACUUAGGUGAUGAAAGACCUUUGAUCGGCAGUCCUUUUCAAAUCAAUUUUCCUCACGAUAAACAGAAAGAAGGGCAAAAUUUGACAUGGGCCUCAGACCCCACAUCACUUGCAUCACCGCCACAGCCCUACAAUCCACCGCCACGCAAUUGUGACGAUCCUGAUCUGCUUUCUCGCUGUGCAUGUACGGAUUGCCCGGCUGUUUGUGCUGCUUUACCGCCUGCAGAAGCGCCAAGACAUGGCGAUAUGUGUUCGAUACCCUUACCUGGAGGAGCUCGUCUACCAUGCUUCACUUUGCUCGUUAUCAUCCUCUAUUUUGCAGGAGUAGCAGUGGCCGUUUUAGGUCAGAACAAAAAGGUCAAACGUGCUAUGAUUCGCCAUAGAAAUAGUGGAAUCAGCGUUCGCAGUGAAGGAUCAGGAUACGAACGGGUUAGGAUGGGAACGGAAGAAGGAGACGAACAACCAACAUCACAACAACAUCUAGUUGGAGCGAGUGCAGACACAAGUGAUGAUGCUUCCAACGGAAGAGGACGUGGAUUGUUCUCCGGCUUGAUGGGUUCUUCACGCUCGGAUGGUGAAGCAUCACCGGCUGCAGCUGGUGCAUGGGCAUUGUCAGCUUCUCAACCUCGAUCGUACACACCUAGUGUGAUCUUGAGCAGAUUCUUUUAUCGGAUUGGCAAGAAAUGUGCCAGUGCUCCCUAUCUUACAUUUGCUAUCGCUCUUGUUCUGAUCGCAUUGGCCAAUAUCGGCUGGACAAAAUUCUCUGUUGAAACGGAUCCAAUUCGUCUUUGGGUCAGUCCAGAUUCCGAAGCACGUCAUCGUAAAACGUACUUUGAUGAACAGUUUGGACCAUUUUAUCGUACACAACAAGUGUUCGUUAUGGACGAAACGGCCGCUCCAUUAUCCGGCCAACGAACGCUGAUGGAAAAGGAUGAAUGGGAAGCAGCUUUGCAGACUACCAAUCCAGCCCUCAAUUGGCAACGUUUAGAAUGGUGGGCCGAUGUUGAAGCUGCUGUGCGUAAUUUGACAACGAAGGAUGGUAUCUCGCUCAAGGACGUCUGCUUCGCUCCUUCUGGACCUGGAGGUCCUUGUGUCGUUCAAUCUGUGAUGGGUUACUUCAACGAUGAUUUGGCUAGUGCGGGUCUGAACAAGGACAACUGGAAAGAUGCUUUGGACAGAUGUGCUUUGACACCUGCUGAAUGUCUUCCCGUAUUUGGACAACCGUUGAAGCGCAACAUUAUCCUAGGUGGUCUACCUGAAGACAGCGCACCAAGUAACGCUCGCUCAUUGGUCACGACUUGGGUCCUUGCCAAUUCUUUGGAUGCAGAAGUUGUCGAAAGAGCUCAUCAAUGGGAAUUAGCCUUGGAGGAAUUGUUAUUCUCUAUUGCCGGUAUCAAUGGAGCUCCCUUGAACUCCCUUGGUGAACGGAGAGAGGUGCUCGGCUUGGUCAUGUCACUCAACACCGAAAGCAGUUUGGAACAAGAACUCAGCAGAGCAGGCAAUACGGAUGUGUUGAUUGUUGUUCUUUCUUACCUUGUCAUGUUCUUGUAUGCUUCUUUGACGCUAGGCAGUGGUGGAGAAGCAACUUCGGACGAUUCAUCGUAUGGUGGUAAUCAAUCUUCCGAUGCACGUUCAAGACACAGCGGAUCAUCUGUACGUAGCGGAUUUGCUGGCCGCAUCUUAUCGAUUCUGCCUGGAUUCAGAGGAAGGAACACUAAUUCUCAUUCCCGUAACAGACGUCUGGCCAAACGAUUCCUUGUUCAAAGCAAAUUCAGCCUUGGUCUCUUUGGAAUCUUGGUCGUCUUGGCUUCUGUUUCUGCUGCCGUGGGAGUUUGGAGCGCUUUAGGCGUCAAAGUGACACUUGUCAUCGUCGAAGUGCUGCCGUUCUUACUGCUCGCUGUUGGUGUGGAUAACAUCUUCUUGCUUGCAGAUGAGAUGGACAGACAAAAUGCUCUUGCCAGUAAAGCAAAUCCAUACUCACGAGGACGAUCAUCAACUGAUACUGGAUUGAAUGUCGGCAUUGACGCUGUACGAGCUGAUAAUGUUGGCGAUUUGGAUGAAGAUGAUGAAGACGAGGAUGAAGGAGAGAUUGCUGCUGCUGCCGCUGCUGCUUAUGGCACACGAGCUCCACGAUCUCGAUCAGGUGCUUUCAAUGUCUCGGCUGCUGAGAGAGCUGCUCGAACACUUUCUCGUGUUGGACCGAGUAUCUUGUUGAGUGCAUCCGUUCAAGUAUGUGCAUUCUUGUUAGGCGCAACGAUUCCGAUGCCUGCCGUUCGUCAUUUUGCAUUGUAUGCUGCUGCAAGUAUGACUUUUGCCGCAUUAUUGCAAUGUACCGUCUUUGUGGCAGCAAUGGCUUUGGACGCAGAUCGAGUAGAGGCAGAUCGUAUUGAUUGCUUGCCUUGCUUACGAUUGCCGACUAGUACGCCAAUUCAUUCUACUCUUUCUACAUCUGAAUAUUCAGGUCUCGUUUUGGGUUCCACUCAAGGCAUGAAAGGUGAAGGAUGGCUUGGACGUACGAUCAGGAGGUCUUAUGCCCCUACGUUGAUCAAACCAAAAGUCAAAUUCUUCGUCAUGGCGCUUUUUGCUGCUAGCUUUGCAUUAAGUUGUAUUGGCGUACGAAGUAUCAAGAUGGGACUCGAUCAAAGAUUAGCAUUGCCAAAAGGAUCGUAUUUGCGCGAUUACUUUGAUGCUGUCGAUUCGUUCUUGGAUGUUGGACCACCGGUUUAUUUUGUUGCACGAGACGUUGAUGUGACCACUCGUGCAGGUCAGCAGGCCAUUUGUGGUCGAUUUACCACUUGUCAUCCUUUAUCGCUUGCAAACACACUGGAAGGAGAACGAAAGAGGCCAGAAGCAAGCUUCAUCGCUGAACCUGCAAGUUCUUGGAUUGAUGAUUUCUUCCAAUGGCUCAAUCCCACGUUGGAAUCAUGCUGUCGGGUAAAGAACUCGGAUCCAAAGCAAUUUUGCAAAUCAUCAGAUAGCGAAUACGAUUGUCAACCUUGCUUUGCCAAUCGAACGCCAGCAUGGAACAUCACUUUAGAAGGAAUGCCAGAAGGAGAUGAAUUCAUGCGAUAUUUACAUCAAUGGCUCAUCAGUCCAACUGACGCUCAAUGUCCAUUAGGAGGACAAGCAGCUUAUUCAGCUUCUCUGGCAAUCGAUCCUGAAACAGAUCGCAUCAUCACUUCCCAUUUCAGAACGUUCCAUUCCCCACUUCGUUCUCAAGCCGAUUUCAUCGAUGCUCUUCGUGCCACCGAACGGAUUUCUGCCAACGUAAAAGAAGCAAGCGGUAAAGCUUCAGGAGGAAGUAUUGGCGUUGAAAGCUUGGAUGUGUAUGCAUACGCAGUCUAUGUUCCUUUCUUUGAUCAAUAUCUUUACUUGGACAGGCUUGCAGUUCAACUGCUAGGAGGAGCAUUACUGGCAAUCAUUGGAGUAACAACUUUACUUUUGGGAUCGUUACGAACGGCUUUAAUUCUUGCUUUGUGCGUUUCAAAUGCAGUCUUUUGUGUUUCUGCCGUGAUGGGCGUUUUGGGGAUCGGUUUGAAUGCUUUGACUUUGGUCAACUUAGGAGUUUGCGCUGCAAUUUGCGUUGAAUUUUGUGCACAUGUUGCAAGAGCAUUUAUGCGAGCUCCUGGCAGUUUACCUCGCCAUCAUGCUCUAGCACAACGUGAACGUGAUGAUCGAACUUGGGCUGCUUUGGUGGACGUUGGACCAUCAGUGAUCAGUGGUAUUACUGGAACCAAAUUAGUCGGAAUUUCAGUUUUGUUUUGGGCACAAUCCGACAUUCUCAAAUUAUACUAUGCCUCUCUAUGGUUCGCUUUAAUCUUAAUCGGUGCCGUUCAUGGAUUGGUUUUCUUGCCCGUCAUUUUGAGCAUUUUUGGCGGUCGUGGCUAUGCAAGUGGAGAUGACGAAGCAGAAGUUUCAAGAAGGUUGAGAAGAGCACAUGAUUCAGCUGAAUUCCGCCCUUUUGCCGCUGAUGUUGAGGCAGAAGAAAGCGAAGAUGAAUAUUAUUAAUGUGUAUGAAUAAUUAUACCAAAUCUCUCAACAUCAUACAAUACACUCAUUCUUUGCAAACAGCUUUAGUAGUACAACAAAUGAAAUAUUGAUACCGUUCUGAGUA
Messenger RNA from Meira miltonrushii, 4684 nucleotides. RefSeq lists its product as uncharacterized. The transcript has a single exon. Gene Ontology annotation, cellular component: membrane. NCBI's taxonomy places the organism in Eukaryota, Fungi, Basidiomycota, Exobasidiomycetes, Exobasidiales, Brachybasidiaceae. Bases 43 to 4578 code for a protein of 1511 amino acids. The record is from RefSeq and is a predicted model, not a curated record.